AUGGACAGGACAGUGCUCAACUCUGCUAAUGGAGAAGACCCUGAGCCUACUUCAAUUUCCAGCGGGGGCAAGAAAGGCGGUUGGACCACUUUUCCGUUCACUAUAGCAACUGUGGCAGGUAUAGCACUUGCUUUUGGAGGACUGACUGGCAACCUUAUUGUAUAUCUGAUUCAAGAAUUCAACAUCAGAAGCAUUAGUGCCGCUAAAAUUUUCAAUGUUGUUAAUGGCUGUACCACAAUACUUCCAAUUGCUGCAGCCAUCAUUGCUGACUCAUUUACGGGCUGUUACUCCGUCAUCUGGAUUUCUUCUCUCAUUUCAUCCCUGGGCCUAUUGAUAAUAGUCCUGACAGCAGCAAUCAGUAAAUUGAGACCUCCACAUUGUGAAAAUGGAUCGAACCUCUGUAAAUAUCCAUCAGAAGUCCAACUUGCAGUUCUUUAUAUCGGCUUAGCUCUAGGAUCUAUAGGGAUGGCAGGGACACGCUUCACUAUUGGAUCCAUGGGAGCAAAUCAGUUUGAUAAACCAAAGCAUCAAGGAAUUUUCUUCAACUGGUACAUUUUUACAAUGUACAUGGCCACUGGUAUAAGCUCUACUCUCAUUGUGUAUAUUGAGAACAGUGUUAGUUGGACGUUGGGGUUUGGGAUUUGUGUUGCCGCAAAUAUAUUUGCAUUGGCAAUAUUCUUAGCUGGCAGCGGUUUCUAUCAUCACCUCAAGCCACAAGGUAGCCCUUUUGUUCGUUUGGCUCGUGUUAUUGUUGCAUCUUUCAGGAAAAGGAAAAUGGUGCUCUCACUGAAAAGUGAAGACUAUUUUCAAGGGCCAGACACAGCAGACUACAAAGUGACUACCUUUCCCUCAAAAUUUUUCAAGUUCUUAAACCGCGCAGCACUCAGAGCAGAAGGGGAAACCGAACCAGAUGGCUCCACCAGACAACCUUGGAAACUAUGUACAGUGCAAGAUGUAGAAGAUUUCAAAAGGAUAAUCAAAAUUUUCCCACUAUGGUCCACGGGGUUCUUCUUGUCCACCCCACUCGUUAUUUUGGGGAGUCUAUCGGUCCUUCAGGCUCUUGCAAUGGACCGUCAUCUCGGACCACAUUUCCAAAUUCCUGCGGGUUCAGUAUUUCUCUUCACUUUGAUGCCAACUUGCUUUACCGUAUUCCUCCUGGACCGGUUCUUAUUCCCCCUGGGGGAGAAGUUCACUGGCCAUCCCGUCAGGCCUCUCCAGAGGGUUGGGAUCGGCCAUUUGUUAGACAUUGUUGGCCUUGCUGUUUUGGCCCUGGUAGAGGCCAAAAGGCUGAAGAUUGCGCGAUUGCAUGACCUUCAAGGCCAGGAUAAUGCCGUGGUACCAAUGUCAGUAUUCUGGCUUGUGCCACCACUAGCUAUCGCAGGCAUUGGAGAAGCAUUCUUUUUCCCUGGUCAAAUUGAUUUCUACUACCAAGAAUUCCCUGCUUCGCUGAAAAGCACAUCAACUGCAGCUGUAGCUUUAUAUAUGGGCAUUGCUUACUAUCUGGGCAAUGCUGUGAUUGAUCUUGUCCGAAGGACAAGAGGGUGGUUGCCAGAUGACUUGAACAAAGGGAGACUAGAUAAUGUGUACUGGCUGGUUUGUGUAUUAGCAGGUCUCAACUUCUGUUAUUAUCUUGUAUGUUCGUACUUUUACAAGUACCAAAAUGUUGAAACGGUGAAGGUAACUGAUGAGUCUACUGUGUAG
Molecule: messenger RNA, 1701 nt
Organism: Coffea eugenioides
Lineage: Eukaryota; Viridiplantae; Streptophyta; Magnoliopsida; Gentianales; Rubiaceae
Product: protein NRT1/ PTR FAMILY 2.7-like
Exons: 4
Coding region: 1-1701 (566 amino acids)
Biological process (GO): transmembrane transport
Cellular component (GO): plasma membrane
Molecular function (GO): transmembrane transporter activity
Source: RefSeq, a predicted model, not a curated record